Molecule: messenger RNA, 4490 nt
Organism: Alligator mississippiensis (American alligator)
Lineage: Eukaryota; Metazoa; Chordata; Crocodylia; Alligatoridae
Gene: LTV1
Product: LTV1 ribosome biogenesis factor
Exons: 11
Coding region: 372-1784 (470 amino acids)
Biological process (GO): ribosomal small subunit biogenesis; ribosomal small subunit export from nucleus
Cellular component (GO): preribosome, small subunit precursor; nucleus; cytosol
Source: RefSeq, a predicted model, not a curated record
UUGCCCGAGCGUCUGCUCCGCGCAUGCACCUCCUCCUUUAGCCCCUCUCCCUUCCCAUGCCUUCCCUCGUUGCUUUAGCGGAGUGGGCCGAACCAUUCGUGCCGGUUCGGAAGGGGGCAGCAACAAUGACGCGUUAUCUCUUAGUCCUUUUUUCUGCGCUGAACACUCACUAAAACCCUCCACGGCGCCUUUUACCAUCUCUGACGAUGGCUGUUCGCCGACCAAACGGAGGUGGCGGGGUUUAAUCUUCCUCCCCUCCCCCCCACGAAAGGCGGAACUUAGCUCGUUCCAACAUGGCGGCGGCGGUCGGGAGUUGCAUGUGAGGGGCGUGCGGCCUGUGUUCAGUCCCCUCGCGCUGCGGGCCUCGCGCCAUGCCUCACAAGAGGAAGAAACCCUUUAUAGAGAAGAAGAAAGCAGUAACAUUCCACCUGGUGCACAGAAGCCAGAGGGACCCUCUAGCAGCUGAUGAUACUGCACCCCAGAGAGUUCUUUUGCCUGCACAGAAGGGAGAUGAUGACAAGAGGAGAGAGGAGCAGAGGAAGUAUGGAGUGUUUUUUGAUGAUGACUAUGACUACUUGCAGCAUCUAAAAGAAGCCUCUGGUCCUUCUGAGCUGGUCCCUUCUGUAUCUGGUCCACAGAACAGGAUUGUGGUGACAACAGAAGGAGAGAUAGAAGAAGAAAUCCAACAAAUUCCAGUUCCUUCUAUUAAUUUGCCUUCGUCGGUAUUUGCUUCCGAGUUUGAAGAGGAUGUGGGACUAUUAAAUAAAGCUGCUCCUGUUUCAGGACCUCGUUUGGAUUUUGACCCUGAUAUUGUUGCAGCUCUUGAUGAUGACUUUGACUUUGACAAUCCAGAUAAUCUUCUUGAAGACGACUUUAUUUUAAAGGCCAGUGAACCAGGGAAUGGAGAUUGCCGUGGCUCUGACACUGAGGAUGAAGGUGAAUGGGAAGAUGUGGAUGAUGAUGAAAGUGACAGUGAUGGAGAUUAUGAUUCAGAAGGUCCUUUAUCAGACGAUGGAAGAGUCAAUGGAGAGAUGAAGGAGUUUCUUUUCAUGCAAGAGGAGACCAAGAGCCGAUUCACAGAUUAUUCCUUGACUUCUUCAGUCAUGAGAAGAAAUGAACAGCUUACCCUGCUGGAUGACAGAUUUGAGAAGUUCUAUGAACAGUUUGACGAAGAUGAGAUUGGAGCAUUGGAUAAUGUGGAAUUAGAAGGCUACAUUGACACUGAUAGUCUUCGGUUACAGGAAGUCCUGAAUGACUACUAUAAAGAGAAAGCUAAGGACUGUGUGAAACUUGAUACUCUUGAAUCCUGUGAAGAUUUAGACGCUCCCAUGAAUGAGAAGCAUGAGGAAGGAGAAGAAAUUGUAACUUUAGUUAUUGAAGAAACCAAAGAAAAAUGGGAUUGUGAAUCCAUUUUGAGUACAUACUCAAACUUGUACAAUCAUCCAAAACUUAUUGAGGAACCAUCAAAGACCAGACCAAUUAAAAUUUCCCAGAAGACUGGAAUCCCACUGGAUGUCUUGCCUCAAAGAGGUCUUACAGCUAAGCAGACUGAACGCAUGCAAAUGAUUAAUGACAGUGACCUGCCAAGAGCAUCCACACAGCCACGUUCCAAAAACGAGAGCAAAGAAGAUCGAAAAGCUAGAAAGCAGGCUGUCAAAGAAGAACGAAAGGAACGCAGAAUGGAAAAGAAAGCCAACAAAUUGGCCUUCAAGCUGGAAAAAACAAGGCAAGAAAAAGAGCUGCUUAACCUGAGGCAGAACAUUCAAGGGCUCAAGCUGUCAUAGUUGAACGGACUCUUAUUGUGGAAUAUCCUUGCAUUGGUGUUUUGUGCCAGAAUCUUGGGAUGGAUCCUGCUAACUUAACCUUGUCCCAUCAUGUCAGAAAUGGAGAAAAAAGGUGUUUGAGUAACUCUACAACCGGAUCCUAUCACUUUUAUUAUUUUUUGUAAAUGUAUAGAUGAGGUGAAUCAUUUUGUUAUAAACUAAAAUUAAUAGUAAUAUUGUAUUUUUAUGAACAUAAUAUGGCGACAAGUGAUACACUUAAGAUGCACUGGGAAUAUAUUAUGAUGCUCGCUAAUAGAAAAAUAUAUUUUUCCAUGUAAGUGUCAUGUUCCAACAAAUGUCUGGAUAUAUGUAUUACAAUACAUACAUUCUUCCCCUUUAUAUUGGUACUUAAAUACAAUGACUUACUUGAUUUAACAUAGUCUCAUAUAUCAAGGUUAUGCAGAUUUUUUCACAGCACCCCUGUGCUGUUGUUUAUUGCCUAUGCAUCUCAUGCAACGUGUGUGUUGCUCAGUUUAAAACCUCAAAGUCAGAAAUGACUGUUACUGUUGCUCUUGAAAUUGAAAUUAAUCUGGCAGCAUUAAAGACUCUCUAUAGCAAACAUUGUACAACAAACAGUAAUAUAUUAAAUUGUUCACAACCAGAAAAACAACAAAAUAGCGUGUGUGUGUAGGUAUCUGGUGUGUGUUACAGUGUGUGUGUGUGUGUGUGUGUGUGUGUGUGUGUGUGUGUGUGUGUGUGUGUGUGUGGAGGUAUCUGGUGUGUGUUACAGUGUGUGUGUGUGUGUGUGUGUGUGUGGAGGUAUCUGGUGUGUGUUACAGUGUGUGUGUGUGUGUGUGGAGGUAUCUGGUGUGUGUUACAGUGUGUGUGUGUGUGUGUGGAGGUAUCUGGUGUGUGUUACAGUGUGUGUGUGUGUGUGUGUGGAGGUAUCGUGUGUGUGUGUGUGGAGGUAUUUGGUGUGUGUUACAGUAUGUGUCUGGUGCGUGGGUGUGGUCUGUGUGCUUAGCCUCUAGUCUGCCAGUUCUAGAGGUCAAGAAGGCAUGCAAGGAUUCAUUGUAUCCAGCUGCAAGACUGAAGAGCAGGAAUCCUUGCAUUCCCUCCAAUGGGGAGUGCUCAUUGCCUGGCUGUUUGCCCCCAUCUACUCCCCAUGUUGAGGCAGGAGAAACAGCACAGUGAGAUUCCAGAGGUCUAAACAAUCCCCUGCCAUCCACUGUGGUGCAUACAGAUAUUUAAGGAAGUGCUUCAAAAACGUUCAUUUUUUGAGAAACUCUUAUAAAGCAUGAUUUCAGCUGUGAACGUCUGUAUGCUUUCUAGACUUCAAACAUUACAUCCACCUGGGGCCUUAACCAGAAAUCAUAAGAUAACCAUUUUCUAUUUUAAGUUGUCCACCUGCUCUCUGAUUUUCUUUUAAUUUAUCUCUCUUAGUUUGUCAUAUUGUUUGCUAUGUUCCAGUUCAGUGACCAUACUUAGUUGCUUUUGGAAAUGUCUUUGGUUUCUUCUGCACAAGCCACUCUAACCUAAAUGAGAUUGACAAACCAUUUGUUUUUUCCCCAAUUUUACUGUGUUAUGCUAAACUAUUGGUUCCCAAAAUUACCUUUACAUUCUUACAAAUGCCAAUCAACGAAGAGCAAAUGUAAAAGGCAUUUAAAAGUGCAUUGUUUUUAACCUGUGCCACUGGAGAUUUGUUUGUGUACUUGUUUGAUUUUUUUCAGCUUGAAUAUCAGAAAUUUGGUCUCCAUUUUUUAAUAGAAUCUCCCCCAGAUUCUGCCUUAACCAAAUCAUGAAGAAGUAGCAGGGUGGAUUUUAUUUAAAUCAAAUUGAUUUAAAUCAUGAUGUAAAUCACUGGUCAGGAAGCUUUAAUUUAAUCAUUGUUCUCCACACAAACUUGCAGAGACAAGAGGGUUGAUGGGUAGGUAAUCAGGUCUUUUAUCUCUCAUCUCCAUAUACUGCUGUUAACAAUGAUGUUAACUCUGGAGACACAAAUCCAGUUUGAGAACUGAAACUAAGCAUCAGAGAUGCUUAAUAGGAACUUCUGGACCAGUGGUUCUCAACCUUUUUUGUGCCUUGACCCAUUUGUAAAAAUUUGAUGGCUAGUCUCAACCCAGUGCCUCUCACGCCCAACCUGCUGCCCCCCACCCCCAAGCUCCAGCCCUCUCCAGUGCGUGGGGCAGGAGGUAGGUGUGUGGGAGGGGGGUCUGGGCCAUGCAGGACCCCAAGAAAUCUCCAAGCAGCAGCUUGCAGGCUGUAGCUGCCAGCCUGCAAGAGAUUAGCCAGUUUCCCAUGUUUUUCACUUUUAAAGGACAAUCUAUUUUUAAAGUUUGUUCACAAUCUUUCAAAUAUUCUUGUGACCCAGAGGUUGAGAAACACUGUUCUAGACUGAGCACUGAGUCCCAUUGGGUAAAGUGAUUUUCUUUAAUCUUUACUAAUCUAUAGAGGAGCCUCUGGGAGCCCUGUAAGAUUGGGCCCCUAAUAUAGUCCGUGGCCUGUUGUGACCUACGUAUAAAACUUUUCUAAAAAGGUUACAUGAAUAUAUUGUCUCAAAUAAUAUAUAAUUAGGAGUUGUAAUCCCUAUUCUAUGAUGAUAUCGUUGAUCUUUAACAUAUCUUAAAUUAAAACUACCUUUGUAUAGGUGUUUUUUUUAAAAAGCAUCUUAACCAAAAAAGUAAAAAAAUAUGAUUGAAUAAAAGAAAUCUGAUUUAUAUUUUAAAA